This is a messenger RNA of Chelonia mydas (Green sea turtle), 5249 nucleotides long. It is a transcript of the gene NEK7, whose product is annotated as NIMA related kinase 7. The record is from RefSeq and is a predicted model, not a curated record. The coding region runs from base 514 to 1359 and encodes 281 amino acids. Gene Ontology annotation, molecular function: protein kinase activity; ATP binding. The transcript is spliced from 9 exons. Gene Ontology annotation, biological process: protein phosphorylation. NCBI's taxonomy places the organism in Eukaryota, Metazoa, Chordata, Testudines, Cheloniidae.
GGGGGGUGGGGAGAGUGUGUGCGUGCGUGUGUCCUAAGCCUGACUCCUGUGCAGAGUGAAACUCUGAGGAGGGGGCGGUGGCGGUGGCGGUGGCGGUGGCACGUGCUUAGUGCCGGGGGGUCGCCGAGACCUGGUCUCCUUCCCGGUCUGGGCCGUGGGGCUCUGGAGCCCCUGUCCCAUGCUCGGCAACACCUGCCCGUGCCCUUAGCAGCAGCAGCGUGGAGGCGGCAGCCCCGGCCGGUGCUCGUUCUGGUGGGGGCUGUUUGUGUGUAGGGUCGCUGCGCUUCGGACUGGGCGUCAUUUUAAGGGGUCUCUUUUCCUGGAGCUACAGGUUCUAAAGGCGGAUUUGCUCGGUCUUUGGCUGAGAGGGUUGCAGAAAACAGUCCGCAGGGAAUAGAGGCGGCUCAGGCCUCCAAAAGCUUUAACGUCAAGGAAUUUCAUUGCUUAAGUUGGGGCUAAAACUAUCUUUCGAGGCUAGCUUAUUCAUGAACAUAAAAAGCCCUGUUUGAUACAAUGGAUGAACAGUCACAAGGCGUGCAAGGGACUCCUGUUCCACAGUUUCAACCACAGAAAGCCUUACGACCUGAUAUGGGCUACAAUACGCUAGCUAACUUCCGAAUAGAAAAGAAGAUCGGCCGUGGACAGUUCAGUGAAGUUUACAGAGCAACUUGCCUGUUGGAUGGGGUACCAGUAGCACUGAAAAAGGUGCAGCAACUGAAUCAUCCAAAUGUAAUUAAAUACUAUGCCUCCUUCAUUGAAGACAAUGAGCUAAACAUAGUGUUGGAAUUAGCAGAUGCUGGAGACCUCUCUAGAAUGAUAAAGCAUUUUAAGAAACAGAAGAGGUUGAUUCCUGAAAGGACAGUUUGGAAGUACUUUGUUCAGCUGUGCAGUGCAUUGGAACAUAUGCAUUCUCGUCGUGUCAUGCAUAGAGAUAUAAAGCCAGCUAAUGUGUUCAUUACAGCUACAGGAGUAGUAAAGCUUGGAGACCUUGGACUUGGACGAUUUUUCAGCUCCAAAACUACAGCUGCACAUUCUUUAGUGGGUACGCCUUAUUACAUGUCUCCAGAGAGAAUACAUGAAAAUGGAUACAACUUCAAAUCUGACAUCUGGUCUCUAGGCUGUCUGCUAUAUGAGAUGGCUGCACUGCAGAGUCCCUUUUAUGGUGACAAAAUGAACUUGUACUCUCUGUGCAAGAAGAUAGAACAGUGCGACUAUCCACCUCUUCCUUCAGAUCACUAUUCAGAAGAACUGCGACAAUUAGUUAACAUAUGCAUCAACCCGGAUCCAGAGAGGCGACCAGACAUAGCCUAUGUCUAUGACGUAGCGAAACGUAUGCAUGCGCACACUGCAAGCAGCUAAAUAGACAAAAGAUCAUGAAGAAAAGAACCAGAAAUUUUCAAGUAUUUUUGUGCAAAUCUUCCCACCCCUUUUUCAUCUGUUACAUAAAUGUAGUUAUUCAGAACAGACUGAUGUGCUUUAAAUUGUGAACAAGUUUACACACAAGCUUCCUGAGGUGUUUUUUUUACCAAUUUGUAGUUAAAAAUAUAGGUUUAAUGGUAAAUAAAAAAACAGAUUUAAAAUGUAAAGUAUACUAUGGAAAAUAGUGGGUCCUGACAGCUUUAAAAAUAGUGAUUUCAAAUGUAUUUUCCUGUUAAUAACAAAAUUGCAUUCAAUUGGGAGUUCAAUUCUAAAACAUCAUAGCACUGCAGUUUUGCACAAUAUGGAUAUUAGGCUUAUUACCAUGAAACAAAAUGUUUGAAUCUUUCUCACUUUUUAUAACUUAUGGAAGUUAUGAAUCAACACAAUUAAUGAGUUUAUUUUAAUUUUUGUUCUACUAGGGAAAUAAUUGUAAGAGAAUUUUUUGUAUUUUGUACUGAGUUGUUCGUAGUUCGCAGUUUAUCUUCUCAAGAUAAAUGAAGAUGGAAACCAUCUGAUUAGGUGUUUUGCUGAAAUGGCAACUGUUAAAUGUGAAAAAAAGUUUUUUGGCAAAAUUGUCAGACACUGAAAAAUCUCUGUAACUUGUCCCUUUUCUUUGUGUUGUUGUGGCUUAAAUGAACCCUGAAAAUUGGCUUUAAGGGUUUGGUUUGGCCAGGUUAAACCCCAUACCUGCAAUUUGAUUUGUAUGGCUUGACCAACAUAGCUGUGCAGCACUUCGUUGACUUCAGUGGGUCUGUGCACAGUCAGAUCCUAAAACCCUUGCAGCUUCCUGUUGUGGUAAAUCGGGUUUUUCUGCACAGGCACAUGACUGUCUGAACAGGCCUGUUUGAAGGAUGAGGGCCUUAAGUUACAACUCCCUAGGGAUUUCUGUUUGUGGUGGUGUUUCUAGAUUUUGUUUUUAAAUCCUUUGGAUGACCUUAUACUACUAUAUUUUUAAUUCCUUUUAAAAAUACUUUUUUAAUCCAAUGCCUAUUGCACAAAAUACAGUUGUGCACUGUUAUACAAACAUAUGUUUCAUAAAAUACCUGAUUUUGUUAUCUACCCUAUCUUUUAUUUUAUUGGCCCUAAAAACAUGGUUUUAUAUGCUAUAAAAAUAACUUUAACUUUUGUAUUUAAAGAAAAAAAAAUCAGUGCUGCUUUAUUUGUGCAGUCAGUAUAUUUGUUGAUUAUACGUUUAAAAUGGUAUCAUUUCACCAAUAUUUUAUCUGAGUUCAAAAGUAAGUUCAAAAUAUGUUGGUUACACUUUAUAUUGGUCACUGUGUAUGCAUGAAGGAUUUAUUUUAUUCGGAAGUGAAAGUAAGUACACACCAAUACAUUGUACCUAUAAAUGCUGAUAAAAAUUGAGGUCUAAUUUCUCAGAAUUUCAAGACCAUAUUUUUAAACAAACACAUAAAGCUGUCAAAGUGUUUCAUUGCUGCGAGGUUGACAAUGAUAAUUGUAUUGAUACCAGCUUUAUUGUUGAGAUGUAGUUAGUUUAAAUCUUUUUUGAUAGAAAAAGUCAGGAAAAAGUAAAAAUUCAGUACUUACAUGUAAAUAUUGGAUCUGUAUACAUUAAGUUCACUAUGCAUUCAACAUUUAUAUCUGUUGUUUUUCCACAUUUCCUUUAUUAAACAAGUUUGCAUAGACAGUGAAAUGAACACUGUGCAGCAAUAGUUCUGUUUCUUUGGUCGGACACUUCAUUUCAUUUGACAUAAUUCAUAAACAAUAAGAACCCAGCUAUAGAUUUAUAGACAAGUUUCAACACAUAGAAAAGUUUUUAAAUGUUAAGAAAUGACAUUCUAUUGAAACCUAUUUGUUUUUAAAAAUGUAGUAUUUUUUUAUGUAUCUGGGUCAGAUCCUUAGCUGCUUGAAACUGGUGUAGCUGCAUUGAUUUAAAUCAGCUGAGAAUCUGGGCUCUGAUUUAGUGACAAAACUGCUUUAUUGUAGGAUGAAUCCUUGGUUUUUCAUCUAGCUGUUGUGUGUGUAUUGAAUGUAAUCUUUUGGGGCUGCAUUGAGACUACUAUGAUGAGUAAAAAUAGCCAUCUGUAAAUGUUGGCAGGAUUGGGCCCACGUCUUGCCUAUCUCUGUCUGGCAACCUUUACGCUGAUCUUCCAUUGAAUAUAUCAAUUAAUUUACUAGUUCUUGGUGACUAUUAUGUUCCAUAAGAUUUGAAAUUAAAUGAAAUAGUUUGUACUAAAACAGGGAACAGAGUAGUAUUUGCUCGACCAUCAGCAAUAGCUGUUACUAUGCAAAAUUAUUCAAGUCAUUAUUUUAAUCUGUUCCGUUUCUGAUAAACAACAUUUACAAAGAUUGAAAAAAUUGUACACAGCAAAGUUAUUUCUAUAAGAGAGUCUGUUUAUUUUAACCUCUACUUAGGUCAAAUAUGCACAUCACUUUUCCUAAAGAAACUAAUAUUUUAGGCAAAAAAUAUUUCUGGAAGGCUGUAUGGUAAGAAAAUUAUGGGAAUAGUUGAGUUAGAAAAUACACCUAAAAAAUGCUAAGGCUUUUUUUAAAAAAAAAAUUGAUGAUUUAACUUUACGUUGAGUAAAAUAAGUAAUUCUUAUUUUAAAAGCAUUAAAAUAAUGGGAUAGAGAUGAUGCAGUUAAAUCUUAGGUGUUGCAAACAAUUACCCAAUGAAGAUGAAAAUGCUGGACAGCCUAGUGCAUAUAUUAAAGUUUACAAAGGGUAAAUGAAGCUUACCUCUGUUUAAGGGUCAGGUUCAACAACUUACUCACCUUAAAUAGUACUUAAUGUAUAUACAUAGAACUACCAUGUAAGUAAAGACUGUAGAAUCUAUCCCUUAAUAAAGUGCCUGACAGCGUAUGAGAAUUAUAAAUAUAGUAAAAUUAUUACAACCAUUUCUUGAAUGCCUUACCAUUUAAAUAGCUUCUAUUACAAAACACCAUUCUAGUUGCCACAUACUGUAGGUAUUGUUAACAUUUACCAUGAUAUUUAUUUUACCGGUUGCAUUAAAUGCUUUUCCUUUUAAAUGAGUAUUACAUUAUAACCAAAAAUGUGUAAUUAUUCUCUGCCUUAUAUUUCAAUAAUACUGUAAUAUUGUCUUCCUUUGUGAAAUACGGUAUUUAGUUGUUCUUUGAACACCCUUGCUGAGAAGUCUGCUCUUGGUUUUUAAACUACUUUGCUGUACAAUAUUCUAAUAUAAAUAAAACAUACAAAAAUUAAAUAUAAUGUAAAAAUCAUAGCACUUCCAUGAUAGUUUUCGGAGCCUUUCCUGUUGUGGAUAGGUAACAUCUAGUAAUAUACAUAUCUUGUGAAUAAUCUAUUACUGCCAGUAAUUGAUUAUAGAUGAGAGUUAUUGAGUGGUGCAAGAGAAAGUUUUAAAAAUCUUUAUAACAUAUAUCAGAAGUGCAGAAAAUAUUACAGCAGGCAUGUUCAUGAUUGCACAAAUGUAAUGCUUUUAGCUAAUACUUUUUAAAGAGUAUUUUUAAAUGAGGGUGUAUCUGAAAAUCAUAAAAAUAAGUACAUGUAUCAUAAAAAGGCAUUAAAGCCCCUAUCCUGCAAGCUACUGCAUGUGGGUGGAUCCUUCUGCCUUCAUGGAGUUCUAUUGAUUUCAAUGGGCUGCUUGUGCACACAGGUUGAAUAAAUGGUAACUGCUGUACAGUGUAUGCAAAUAACAUCUCUUUAUUCAACACACCAAUUAGACCUUUAUAUUUCACUGUUCUGUAUUGCAAAUUAGUGUGCUUUAUUUCUUUUCUGUACAGUUCAGUUGUUCAGAUAUUAAUAAGAUUGGUAGUCUGAUCAUUUAAGUGUUUCUUUUUAAUGGAUAGGAAUUUUACAAAAUAUGGCAGAUGUAUUAAAAAAAAGUAAGUGUC